Molecule: messenger RNA, 1683 nt
Organism: Saccharomycodes ludwigii
Lineage: Eukaryota; Fungi; Ascomycota; Saccharomycetes; Saccharomycodales; Saccharomycodaceae
Gene: LCB1
Product: serine C-palmitoyltransferase LCB1
Exons: 1
Coding region: 1-1683 (560 amino acids)
Biological process (GO): sphingosine biosynthetic process; ceramide biosynthetic process
Cellular component (GO): endoplasmic reticulum
Molecular function (GO): pyridoxal phosphate binding; serine C-palmitoyltransferase activity
Source: RefSeq, a predicted model, not a curated record
AUGUCCACUCCACCACAACACUCACAUACCCAUGCUCCCGUAUUCAAUUUCGAGUUAUUGCAUUCUAUAGUACUUUCUUUUGCUGAUCGUUUAUUUGAAGAAAGUAAUAAAAUCCCAGUAUUUAAAUAUAUUGUGCAAUACAUCCGCAAAUCUCAUCAAGAUGAUCCAUAUAGAACCAUGAUCGAGUUAUGUCUUAUUAUUUAUGGCAUCAUUUAUUUUUUGGCAAAACCCAAGAAAACACGCGCUCACAAUGCAAACAACCUGUACUUAAGCAAUAAGGAAACAAAUCUAUUAAUUGAAGAAUGGGAACCCGAACCAUUGGCUGUACCAAUCAGCGAAGAUGUGGAUAAAUCUGGUGCUGCUUGGAGAUUGAAGUCUAUACCCAAGAUCGUCAAAUAUUAUAAUUCGAAACCAAACUAUGUUGACUUACAAGUAAAUGGUGCUGAAAAUACCUACACAAAUGUUUUAAACAUGAGUUCCUUCAAUUUUUUGCAAUUAAACACACAUCCAGAGGUCAUGGAUGCUAUAACUGAAACAAUCAAAAACUACGGUGUUGGUUCUUGCGGUCCAGCAGGGUUUUAUGGCAAUGAAGAUGUCCAUUACAAUUUAGAAUAUGAUUUAGCCAAGUUUUUUGGCACUGAAAAUGCAGUAUUAUACGGACAAGAUUUUUGCGUUGCACCUUCUGUUCUAAGUACCUUUGCUAAAAGGGGCGAUUUCAUUGUUGCAGAUAAUCAAGUUUCCGUUUCUAUUCAAAAUGCUUUAAGUUUAAGUAGAUCUACAGUUUAUUACUACCAGCACAAUGAUAUGGAUUCCUUAGAGAGUCUAUUGAUCAAAAUUAAUGAAGAUGAAAAACAUGAACCUAUUAUUCAUAGAAAAUUUAUUGUUACUGAGGCUGUUUUCCACAAUUCUGGAGAUUUGUGUCCCUUGGACAAAAUAGCAGAGUUGAAGGAAAAAUAUAAGUUUCGUUUGUUUUUAGAUGAGACUUUAUCGCUAGGUGUGUUGGGUGCUCAUGGCAAAGGGAUUACUGAACAUUUUGGAUUUGAAAAAACUGGUAGCGUUGUUGAUAUUGUUGUUGGCUCCAUGGCUAAUGUAUUUGGUUUGAGUGGUGGUUUUGUUCUAGGUGACGAUGUUAUGUCUUAUUUCCAAAGAAUUGGUUCGAACGCCUAUUGUUUUUCUGCUUCAUUGCCACCAUAUGGUGCUAAAGGAUGCUCUGCUAUUUUAGAUGUAUUAAAAAGAGAUAAUAGUACAGUGCUAAACCUGCAAAAAAAUUCACGUAAACUGCAUGAUUUAUUUUUUUCCACUACUAGUAUAUUGAACUAUUUUCAAAUUACUUCAAGUGAAUAUAGCCCAAUAGUUCAUUUAAGUUUGACACCUGAUUUUAGAUAUUCUAAGUUUGGUUCUACUUUGGAAGAUAUUUAUGCUAAAUUGUUGAAACAGCAAGAAACUUGCAAACAAGAUAUUGAAAUUGAAGAAUUUAACAAAGAGGAAUUUUUCUUACAAAGUAUUGCUAAUAAAGUAUUAGAAAGGGGGAACAUAUUGAUUGCAAGAAACCCACACGCAUUAAAACAUGAAUCUUUACCUAUUUCUCCAAGCUUAUUGGUAUGUUGUAGUAGUUCAAUGUCGGAUGAAGAAAUUGUCAAGUCAUUUAACGUUAUUAAAGAGGUAAUUAUGGAGGUUGUUUAA